This is a messenger RNA of Schistosoma curassoni, 501 nucleotides long. The record is from the annotation of a GenBank genome assembly. Lineage: Eukaryota; Metazoa; Platyhelminthes; Trematoda; Strigeidida; Schistosomatidae.
AUGAAGCACGUGGGUCGAUAUUUGACCGAAUCAGAACGCGGAAAUAUUCUAAAGCUGUAUGAAGAAGGGGAAAAUGUUGAAGAAAUCGCAAAGUAUUUUGGACGAAGUGAAGCUACUGUACGAAGAAUAAUUGCUGGUACUUGGCGACCAAAAAGAUACUCGGGCGAUUGUUCUAAAGGGAUCUUGGAAGAUAAGUACUUAGUUCUCAAAGUGAAAGCCAAUAGAUUGAAGAACUUGAAAAAGCUACAACCAGCUAAAUUGGACUCCUGUGAUGCCAGCGUGCAAAGUCGAAGUUCAGCAUCCAAUAGCAAUAGGUCAUCAAACAAAUCAACAGACAUUUCAAAUAUUUAUCCUCCGAAAUUGAGAGGGAUUCCUGGACAGAUUAACAAAGUCUUCUCAAAAGAAGUAUUGCUGUGCUCUCAUGGCUCUGUUAUAUCCGUUCAUGACUUCAUAAAAUUCCUAUGUUCUAAAGAGACAUCCUCCAGCUGUGAAAUUUGGUAA